CCAAGAAGCUGUUCCACACAGCCGACCCUACAUGGCUCUUUUACAGAUACGAACAAUCAGAGGCAUAUCGACUUGUGGAGGAGCACUGAUCGAUCCCAACUUUGUUCUGACUGCUGCCCACUGCAGAGGCGGCUUGAGCACAGUGUCACUCUGACACCUGGCGUGCAGAUCAUUGGCAUUCCAAAGAAAAGAUCUUCCACCCUAGAUGGAACCAGCUGCUCUGUGGCAGGAUGGGGCACAACUGAUAACAAUGGGCCCACCAGCACGAAGCUGAUGGAAGUGAAUGUAACCAUUCAGGAUGUUAACACGUGUACAGCUGCCAAAAUCUACGACCUAAAAGAAACUGUGAUCUGUGCAAGAGGAGAUGGCAUCAAGGGGACCUGCUCUGGUGACUCUGGGGGUCCACUGGUCUGUUCUGUCAAUGGGAGAAAACCAAAAGCAGUUGGCAUUGUGUCUUUCCACCUGGCUAACAGUAAACGGUGCAAAGAUCCUAACCGUGAUAACAUCUACACAAAGGUAUCUGUCUUCCGGGACUGGAUUGACAGGAAUAUCAAGGCCAACUCUCCUGCUUGAUCAGACACUGUCUGAUACAAAGAAAAGACCACCAUGCUUGCAUUGUGUUCCUGUGCACUAAUCUGGCCUUCUCACUCCAGAAAUGGAGAGGUUACAGAGUGCAGGGUGGCCAUAUCAUUUUCCCCAAUUAGCCCCACCUAUCAAUGUAACUGCUUGCCUGCUUCAA
Molecule: messenger RNA, 739 nt
Organism: Polypterus senegalus (gray bichir)
Lineage: Eukaryota; Metazoa; Chordata; Cladistia; Polypteriformes; Polypteridae
Product: chymotrypsin-like elastase family member 1
Exons: 3
Biological process (GO): proteolysis
Molecular function (GO): serine-type endopeptidase activity
Source: RefSeq, a predicted model, not a curated record